Messenger RNA from Oncorhynchus tshawytscha (Chinook salmon), 3283 nucleotides. RefSeq lists its product as uncharacterized. Gene Ontology annotation, cellular component: membrane. Bases 116 to 1114 code for a protein of 332 amino acids. The transcript has 7 exons. Gene Ontology annotation, molecular function: signaling receptor activity. Lineage: Eukaryota; Metazoa; Chordata; Actinopteri; Salmoniformes; Salmonidae. Gene Ontology annotation, biological process: adaptive immune response. The record is from RefSeq and is a predicted model, not a curated record.
ACACAGAUUUCUUGCGAAACAGGGGGCAGCUUGGUGGAAACUGGACACAUUUUUACCCCACUCAUUUGGUGUUUGGCUGCUGCUCAUCACACAUACAGUGUUGGUGUUCUGUGAUAUGGAAUUCCUGGAGAGAACGCAGGGUGACUCUAUAGAGUUCUACUGUAUCUCUGAGUUCAAUGCCUCCAAGCCCAUUGGGCUCUACCUGAAACGCAAGUGGCUGCAGCCCAACCAAGUGGUCCUGUUCAUGUUUACUGAACAAAAGCCUUCGUUUUACGGUGACGUCAAAGAGCGCAUCCAUGUCACGGGAGACCCGAGUACUCACCGGGUCAACGUGACCCUCAGCCAGCUGAAGGGAACAGACACAGACCUCUACUACUGUGAGUUUGUCUUCCCCGAUGCCUCCAGCGUCGAUCAAAAGAUUCCAAGCAAUAUGGAGUUCUUUCUGUACGUUGACAAUGUUGAUGUCCCAGACAACAAGAUGGAUGUAGGCCUGAUAGAGACGUGCGCCGGGGGGUCAGCUGUCCUCCCCUGCCUCGCCCCCUACGGUUCCCCCUCGGCCAUGGAAGGGGUAUGCCUGAAGAGGCGGUGGGGCCGGGCUCCAGUGGAGGUGCUGUUCCACUUAAAGCGCCCCUCUUCCUCUGCCUCGUUCCCCCCAGAAGAGAGGCUUCACCUGGGCACGGGUCUGGGCAGCCUGGCAUACAACCUCACCCUGCUAAAGAUGCAGCCGGAAGAGAGCGCCUUUUACAGCUGUGAGCUGCUGCUCCCCGGCAGGUCCGACAACAGUGCCAGGCUAGGGAGAUACGUUUACUUUGUGUCUGUGCAAGGUGUUAGGUGUAGCUGUACUGGCUACACUCCACUGCUCUAUGCCCUUUCUGCUACUGUGGGGCUGCUACUCAUCUUCCUUAUGGCCCUGGGAGUGGCUCAUUAUGGUAAGACCCGAGGAGACCGUGUCAAACCGCAGCACCACCAGGCUUCCAUCUACGAGGAGAUGGUUGGGGUGCGGCCCCCCAACCGGAAUGGAAAAGUGUCUCCCUCUUACCACCCGAGGCCCCCCCCUCUGAGUUCUCAACAGGAAAACCACAGAGAGGCCCAAAGAGUCACCGCUAGUAUCUGAAACUACGAGGAACAAGGUCUGCUCAAUCUCACCAACAUGAUGUUUGACUAUAACUACAAUUUACAUAACCUUAAAUCUGGACAAACAAACAUCCACCUAACUUAGUUUGUUGUACUGUAAAUGCUGUUGUGGCGUUAUAAACAAUGUUUUGUAUUUGAUGUAAAUGCUGGCAGCUAAAUGUUGUAGCCUUGCUUUACUUUUUGAAAAGGUAUUGUAUUUAAACCAACAAAAAUAUUAAGUGUAAUACUUGUCUUUAUUAGUGUUGUAUUUUGACAUGGUACAUUUGUGCAGGAAACAGAUAAUCAUGGCCAUUCCAAUAUCAGGACUUACAAAAUACCCAUUUCUACCUGGUGCUAACAUCCCGUCCUUUGUCCACAUUCUGAGACAGAUGUAGACUAUUAAAUGCAUUGUGGUCCGGUGAAUUGUCUUGAUAUCAAGUGUAGACUGAUAAAACCUUUAUGGCGUCAAGAUGUCUCAAUAUUUUGAAUACUGGAUGGGACCAGGAAACCUGGUCUUAAUGCGGACUGGCUAAUAUGUGGACAAGCUCCAGGACACAUGCUCGCAACAGGGUGCCUGCCUUUCCACAUUGAGUUUGCUACAUAUCGGAAAUUAACCAGUCAUGGGAUGGUCCACCGGAUGUGUUUGCAUGGUGUGCUGAACCACAGCUUCAAAAUCUAAUUGUAUUUGUCACAUGUGCUGAAUACAACAGGUGUAGACCUGACAGUGAAAUGCUUAGUUACAAGCAUAUAGAAAAAUAAGCGAGGCUAUACACAGGGGUUACAGGUAAUAUGUAAGCAGAGGUAGUGACUUUGCAGUUCAGUUGGAUGUGAAAGCUGCAAUGUCCUUUUGCGAUAUGCAAAUUCUGAGAACUCACUCUGACCUGAAUAAAAGUGCAAUAGAGAUUUAACUCAACAGCUUACUGUAAAAAAAAUUUUUUAUAACAAGGGGUGCUUCAAGUGUAUUCCUUGGUGGUGUGUGCGAGUUGUCUGAAGUUGCUUCCUUAUCCGGCUGCAUCUAGUUUACUGGCUUCAUCUCUAGAGGUGCAUUAAUACUAAUGUCCACAUGAAAAAUCAAGACAACACAAGAAAUCGACAAGACGCUUUUUAACAGCCAAGAAAAAUGUCAAUUUAUUAAUAUAGUCCGAAAGAAGCUCCAUAACUCAUGGAAACAUGUUUUCCGGUGCAUGUCAUUAACAAUCACAUUCUAUGAGGAGAAAAAAAACAUUAAAAGCCACAACUUUCUCAGUACAGACAUUUCUCCUUAAUGUUUCUUUUUUAAAUAAAAAGGCAGAGUACCACCUCCUCCCCCCCUUACAAAAACCAGACCGCCUUAAAAGUCAUGGGCUUUUUCUCAGUAUAACCCACAGUGCUUUAGCAGAAGGAUAAGCGCUCAUUGCUUAAGGAUUACACAGCAUGGCGAAGCAAUACAAAGUUUUGCCAUAAAUCUGAUGAGGGGGAAGAAAAUCUAACAUAGCAAAUUUGUAGCACAAAGACACACCCCUACAUCAAACCCUGAACCCCAGAGUACGAGUUCCGGGCCCCAAGAGAAAAGCAGGCCUGGACUCUCCCUCCCACUUGUGCAUAGAUCAUGAUCCUUUAAAAACCAGCUACCCCCCCACACUUCAAAUCUGUCUCCUGAAAACCAUCUAUUAGACAGAAUCUCUUAACUCAUUGAAUAUCUGCCACAGGAACCGAGACAGUAAUGCACAAAGCUCCUGAAAGUUACAGGAUGGAACCUCAAAGAAAAUGCAUAAGUAAAACUAAUCACUGCCGUUUGACAAUUAAAACCAUUUAUCAAUUUUGUUUAAAUGUAAAGCAAUUUUACAUGUAAAGCACUCUACUUUUUCUCUCUCAAAGUUCAUUUUCAGUCAUUUAUUUGGUAAAUUAUGUAACUGCUAUGGAUUUUUAGAAGCAAUGGUAUAUCAUAUUCUAUUUAAAUCCCUAACGUUCAGUGCCUGGAGUUACAUUUCUCAAAGUUAUUGUAAUUUAAAACUCUCAAAUUUAAAUACAAAUGGUGGAGUUUGAACUCUGGAAAUCCUGGCCUUCCCGAGACAAGAUCCACAUCUUUACGAGUGUGCAAGAUAGUGAGCAAAUUGCGUUGUCUUUUUACAAAGACAAAAUUCAAAUAAUUCAAUACAUACAGUCUGUCGACAUAAAAAAAAAGAGAAAU